Morchella sextelata is the source of this 552-nucleotide messenger RNA. RefSeq lists its product as uncharacterized. The coding region runs from base 1 to 552 and encodes 183 amino acids. Lineage: Eukaryota; Fungi; Ascomycota; Pezizomycetes; Pezizales; Morchellaceae. The transcript has 5 exons. The record is from RefSeq and is a predicted model, not a curated record.
AUGACAUCGGCCGAGAAUAUCUCUUCAAUAAGCACUAUGCAGUACUUCAAGCCACUAGAUAUACCACCACCAACCAACAUCCCACAACCCGCCAAACGCCCACAUCCUAGGGAAAAGGAAACCGCAGCAUGGGCCCACACGUCAUUUCCCAUCAUCCAGCACCAGUCAAAGCUCUUCACUCGCCCGGCAAAAGAAACCAAAGAAGAAUUCAGUCUAAACGGACAUCGAUCUCUCUAUCACUCCCGACGAAUAUCGCGACCAAAGCAAAAGCAAAUCCACAUUGAUCAUUAUUACAAUAACUGCAGCAAUACAUUCCUCAACGAACUUAAUUGCACAAGCAGAAUUAAUGUCUUCAAUCUACCUACUCAGUACUGCCUGGGCCAAUUGGAAAUAACGGGUACGAAUCUUCUAACGAGAAGAAGCCCUAGUGAUAUUGAACGACAUAUGUAUUCCCUCUGGUAUUGCCAAAUUUCAGUCACCUGGUUGACCGUCGCAAUGUACUUCACAACAUCAUAUCCACCUUCCCUCUCCGGAAGGACAAAUUUAAGGUGA